Messenger RNA from Saccostrea echinata, 1235 nucleotides. RefSeq lists its product as uncharacterized. The transcript is spliced from 5 exons. Gene Ontology annotation, molecular function: protein binding. Gene Ontology annotation, biological process: signal transduction. NCBI's taxonomy places the organism in Eukaryota, Metazoa, Mollusca, Bivalvia, Ostreida, Ostreidae. The record is from RefSeq and is a predicted model, not a curated record. Bases 192 to 1127 code for a protein of 311 amino acids.
UGAAAAGAAUAAUAUCCCUUUUCAAAACUGAAACUGCAUCUUGCCAAAGACCUUUGAACAUUGCCAAGAAGUGCAUUGAUGAUCAAGCAAGCGCUAAAGAUGUAAAGCCGUAUCUUUAUUUUCUUCAAAACUCAGGAUUUCUUGAAGUUGUGUACUUGACAGAAAGGAACACAGAUCCACAUUUUAAACCAAUGAGAGCCCUUGAUAAAAUUACAGAAAUAAUGAAAAAAAUUAUACAGUGCUUCAAAAAUGAUCUGGCAUCAAGUCAACGCCCUUUGGAUAUUGCCAAGAAAUGCAUUGAUGGCCAGUCAACAAAAAAAGCUGUGAAUCCAUAUCUCUAUUGCCUUGAAAGUUUUGGAUAUUUGAAAGUCAAAUAUUUGACGGAACGGAGGACAGAUCCUCGUUUUGAACCAACUGAUAAACUUAACGAUAUAACAGAUGACAGAAUCAUGGAGCUCACUUCUGAAGUCUUGAGUGGAGUAGGACAAGAGGAUGGGAAUUGUAUCCAAGAAAGUAUGACGAUAGAGCAGACUAAAAUCGACUUGCUGGUCAAUGAUGUUGAAAUCUGGUUUGACUAUCUUUCACGUAAGUUGCCAUCUGGAAACCUCCAAUAUUUUUGUGCACUGCUCUUGGGAGAUAGCACGGUUGUCGAUUCUUGCAACACAAAGUAUGUACCCGAUAUCUUCUUUCAAGUCAUGAACUCUUGGAAAUGCAAAUAUCCAAAAGUGGAUCAUGUGAAGGAAUUAAUGGAAGUGCUCUCACGGUUAGAAAGGCAGGAUCUGGUAGAGGAGAUGCGUUCUUUCUCUAUUCAGAGCUUUUUUGUCCAUACUAUAAUAAUAGAGGGACCAAAUGUUUUUGUAGGUAAUGACGAUUUUAGACACAUAUCUAGAAGUAUUGCUCAAAGAUACGUGCAUGUGAUUCGCUUCCUUGGACUUCCUCAAAGUUCUAUCGAUCAGAUAGUGUUAAACUUUGCAAGCAACAUUGAGGAACAGAUUUUCCAAGCUCUGAAGAAAAUAAAACAUAAUUUCCCAGUACUGAAUAGGCAACAAGUCUGUAAUGCUUUGCACUAUGCUGACCAUUCAGAUGUGAUUCUUACGUUGAACGAGAUGUGGAGAAAACCUAUAUGAUGCUUUUCACUGCAUUUUACAUAUGCUUUUUAUCAAAGAUAUUAUCAAUCAUAAUAUAUUUUUAACUGUUAUCAAGAGGUAUUAAUGAAAAGAGAUAUGUAAAAUGUU